Molecule: messenger RNA, 1437 nt
Organism: Phytophthora nicotianae INRA-310
Lineage: Eukaryota; Oomycota; Peronosporomycetes; Peronosporales; Peronosporaceae
Product: peptidyl-prolyl cis-trans isomerase
Exons: 3
Coding region: 1-1437 (478 amino acids)
Biological process (GO): protein folding; protein peptidyl-prolyl isomerization
Molecular function (GO): peptidyl-prolyl cis-trans isomerase activity; protein binding
Source: RefSeq, a predicted model, not a curated record
AUGGCCGAGGCUACGAAGAAGGAGCCUGUGGAUUUGUCAGGAGACGGAGGCGUGCUCAAGGAGACGUACGUCGAGGGCUCUGGAGAGUUCCCGCCCGCUGGCGACGAGAUUCGCGCUCACUACACCGGUACGCUGCUGGACGGCACGAAGUUCGACAGCUCACGCGACCGCAACUCGGAGUUUAAGUUCGUACUGGGCAAAGGCAACGUGAUUAAGGCGUGGGACCUGGCCUUCGCCUCGAUGAAAGUCGGCGAGAAAGCUAUUCUGACCUGCAAACCCGAAUAUGCUUAUGGCGCGAGCGGCAGCCCGCCUAAGAUCCCUGCCAACGCGACGCUUAAGUUCGAUGUGGAGCUCCUGGGUUUUAGUCCCAAAGCCAAAGAGAUGUGGGAGAUGGACGCCGAGGAGAAGAUCGCCGAGGCGACCAAGCUCAAGGCUAAGGGAACAGAGCAGUUCAAGGCCAAGCAGUUCGACACUGCAGCUGCUACGUACACCCAGGCUGCCUCGUACAUGGAGGACAUGUAUGAUGUUGCUGACGAGGACAAGAAGACGAUGAAGCAGCUGCAGACCACUUGCUUCUUGAACGCCGCGAUGGCGUACCUCAAGGUCGACAACUACUCGGAAGCUGUGUCCGUCGCCACCAAGGCUUUGAACAACGAUCCUUCCAACGUCAAGGCACUAUACCGUCGUGGUGUGGGUCGCAUGCACAUGAACGACCUGGAGCGUGCGAAGGAGGACCUCCUGGCUGCUGGCAAGCUGGAUCCGGCCAACCGUGAAGUGCGCCGCGAGUUUGAAGUGUUGAAGAAGAAGAUGAAAGAGGCGCGUGAGAAGGAGAAGUCUGUGUUCGGCGGAUUAUUCGGCAAGGUAUCCAUGUACGACGACAAGUCUGCUGUGGAGGUUGAGCCGGUACUGGACCCCAACAACCCGAAGGUUUUCUUCGACAUCAGGAUCGGUGAGGAGGACGCCGGCAAGGUUGUGAUGCAGCUGUACAAGGACAUUUGCCCGAAGACAGCUGAGAACUUCCGUGCGCUGUGCACAGGCGAGAAGGGUAACUGCUCGACGGGGCAGCCCCUGCACUACAAGGGCAGCUCGUUCCACCGCGUGAUCAAGAGCUUCAUGAUUCAGGGUGGCGACUUCACUCGUGGUGACGGUACGGGCGGUGAGAGCAUCUACGGUGAGAAAUUCCCGGACGAGAAUUUCCGACUCAAGCACACGGAGGCUGGUCUGCUGUCCAUGGCCAACGCCGGUCCGGGCACGAACGGGUCGCAGUUCUUCAUUACGACUGUGCCCACGCCGCACCUGGACGGCAAGCACGUGGUGUUCGGUAAGGUGGUGGAGGGCUUCGAUGUGGUCAAGCGCGUCGAGGGCCUUGAGACGGACAAGGGCGACAAGCCCACGCAGCCCGUCAUCAUCGCUGACUGCGGCAUGUACGAGGCAUAA